ACCAAAAAUGGCUUCUAAGAAAAAAUCAAGAACAUCUGCUGAUGAAUUAAAACAAGAAGAAGUCCUCCAGGCGGUUGUAGUAGCUGAUAGUUUUGAUGACAAACUAGCUCCGUUGACCCAUUCGAAACCUAGAGCCCUUCUACCUAUAGCUAACACACCACUGAUUGACUACACACUAGAUUUCCUUGUGGAAGCUGGAGUCCAGCAAAUAUUUGUAUUCUGUAAGUGUAAUGCUGAGGAAAUCAAAGAACACAUAAAAAAAUCUAAAUGGAGCCAUGAUUCACUAGCAUGUUCCGUUGAAGUAAAAAUAGUUGGUAGUGAUGUGCUCUCAAUGGGGGAUGUUUUAAGAGAGGUGGAUGCCAUGUCGCUAAUCAAGAAUGACUUUAUUCUCCUUACUGCCGACAUUAUAGCAAAUGUUGACCUAACAGCAAUUCUAAAGGCCCACAAGGAAAGGAAGAAAACAGACAAAUCAUCCAUCAUGACCCUUGUUUUCAAAAAGUCAUCCCCAGGCCAGAGGUCAAAGGGUAAAGGUGAAGAUGUUGUCAUAGCAAUGAGAGCAAAUGAUGGGAUGCUUCUGAGUUACUGCAGACCUGGAUCCGAAAAUGUCAUAGAUCUGCCAUUGGAGGUCCUACAAAAGGAGGCUGAAUUGGAUCUACGUAAUGACCUUCUGGACCCUCAGAUCAGCAUUUGCUCCACAUAUGUUCCUCAACUAUUCACAGAUAACUUUGAUUAUCUCACUAGGGAUGAUUUCAUCAAAGGCAUUCUUGAAAAUGAGGAGAUCCUAGGUCACACAAUGCACUGCUAUAUGGUGGAGAAAGAUUAUGCUGCAAGGGUGUCCAGUCUACAUAUGUAUGAUGCUGUCAGUAAAGAUGUAAUGAAUAGAUGGAGCCACCCAUAUGUGCCAGACAAUGCCGUGACUGGGGAGAAUUGUUAUGCUCACACAAGGCAUGGUAUCUACCUCCACAAAAAUGUUUCCCUAGCCUGGGGGUGUAAGCUGAAGGAGAAUGUUGUGAUAGGUGCCCAUAGUUCUGUAGGCAGUAACUCAAGUUUAAAUCAAUGUGUAGUAGGGUCUAACUGCCACAUAGGAGAAAAUGUUCACCUUGACAACUGUUACAUCUGGGACAAUGUUACCAUUGAGGCAGAUAGUUGUGUACAAAGUUCAAUGCUUUGUGACAAUGUGCAACUGAAAAGUAAUGUUAAGAUACAAGCUGGAUGUGUCCUGGCCCAAAAUGUGAUAGUAGGCCCAGAUGUUACUAUUAAAGAGGAGACAAUAUUGGUAGCAGCUCCAAUAAGAGAUGAUGAGGACUUCAGUGAUGGAGAACAUAAUGCAGCAUUAGCGGUGUGUGAUACAUCACUGGUUGGGAUUGGAGGUCAAGCGUAUGUCUAUGAGAAAGAUGAGGGGAGUGAUAUAGGAGACUGGGAGACUGACAGCUAUUGUAGUUCUGAAGAAAGUGACAGCGAACCAGAGGAAAUGACUCCGCCCCCUGAUGAUGCAAAAUUGUUCUAUAAUGAAGUCAUAGAUACAUUGGAGAGAGGACAUCAAGAAAAUAUUACAGUGGAAAACAUGAUAGUAGAAAUCAAUUCCCUUAAGCAUGCUUACAACAUACAGAUCCGUGAUGUUAACAAUAUGGUGGUGAAGUCUAUAGUAGACCUACCUCAACGCAAUGAUGAUGAAAUAGAACCAACUAUUCUUUUACCAAAAAUAAAAAAUAAUGUCUCAAAAUUCCUUCCAAUAUUCCAAAAGUAUAUUCGGAGUCAAGAAUCCAAGAGGGACUGCUUGCAAGCUUUAGAGGAAUAUUAUACAGAGCACACUGCCACUAGUAAAGUUCUGCCAAGUGUUCUUUCAAUACUAUAUAAUGAAGAUAUUCUAGAUGAAGAUGUUAUCUUAUCUUGGCAUGAGGCUCUCACAAUAAAAUCUCUCAAGUCCCAGAUUGGGCCAUUCAUCCAAUGGCUGCAGGAGGCUGAAGAGGAAAGUGAUGAGGAGAGUGACUGAGUUUAAUUACCAUGGUUACAGAAAACAUUCAUCUCAAUAUUUAUGGACAAUAAUGUAUCAAUGACCGGUUUUCAUCAAACUAUUGCCAUAUCAUGAUAUGAAACUUAAAUUUGAAUCCAUAAAGGACAGUUGUAUAGACAUGAUACAAAGGAUGAAUAUUUAUUAUUGUUUGUCAUUAUUUUUCAUAUCAAAUAUGAAAAUAAAAAAUACUGAAAUAAUCUUGGUAUGCAAAACUAUCUCAUGUACAAUGUAUUUGUUUUUUAAGGUUCUGAGUUGAUCAUGGUUUAGUCCUGUUCAUCAUUCCAUUCUUAUCACAAGCAAAAUGAUGAGUCUGGAUAUAUGCCCUU
Molecule: messenger RNA, 2340 nt
Organism: Owenia fusiformis
Lineage: Eukaryota; Metazoa; Annelida; Polychaeta; Sabellida; Oweniidae
Source: the annotation of a GenBank genome assembly